GAAAUUGGUAAUUGCCCUGAAGAAUCAGUGGUUAGUCCCUUUGAUUUGAUUUCCUCAAAAUCACAUUUUAAUUUUGCUACUUCAGUUUUAAGUUUAGCAUUCUCAGAAGCAUUACUUGCAUUAUUUGCAAAAAUUCAUUUAGCAAAAAAAACAGCAACAGGCAUAUUAUGCAAGCAUCUUGACACACAACAUCCAGGAUGGAGUACAAUUGAGAUUUUUGCACUUACACAAACGGUUUCAAUACAAAGUUUGACAGUUAACCAAAAGGCACGGUUUAAUAUUUUAUUGGCCGAAUGGAUUGUUUCGGACACCUUACCUUUUUUAAUAGUUGGAAGCAAAGCAUUAAUCACUUUGUUAAAAUUUUUUAAUGCCACUCUUGAAUUACUUUCACGUGAAACUAUCAAGUCGAUCGUAUAUAAUUCUUUUAUUUCAAUGAGAGGUGAUGUUCAAACUCUCUUUGAACAAAUUUCUGGCCAGAUUUCAAUAACAUUAGACCUUUGGACUUCCCGUGCAAAUAUGCCCUUUCUUGCAACAGUUAUGAGGCAUCAUAGUAAUCUUGCCUAUUAUAGGCUUAGUCAAGAAGAAGAUUCUGAUCUUCAAGCUGUAACCUGGUUUUUACAACCGUUUUAUGAAAUUACAAAUAUACUUUCUGGUAGUACAUAUGUAACAUUGGGCCUUUCUGCUUUAUUAAUAGAUGAUAUAAUUGAUGUUAUUUCAUUAUAUAUUCAAAAUUCAUCAAGUUCCUAA
This is a messenger RNA of Racocetra persica, 747 nucleotides long. The record is from the annotation of a GenBank genome assembly. NCBI's taxonomy places the organism in Eukaryota, Fungi, Glomeromycota, Glomeromycetes, Diversisporales, Gigasporaceae.